Bufo bufo (common toad) is the source of this 1794-nucleotide messenger RNA. Its product is annotated as vomeronasal type-2 receptor 26-like. Gene Ontology annotation, biological process: G protein-coupled receptor signaling pathway. Lineage: Eukaryota; Metazoa; Chordata; Amphibia; Anura; Bufonidae. The transcript has 5 exons. Gene Ontology annotation, cellular component: membrane. Bases 1 to 1794 code for a protein of 597 amino acids. The record is from RefSeq and is a predicted model, not a curated record. Gene Ontology annotation, molecular function: G protein-coupled receptor activity.
AUGGGCACCAGGUUCGCACCAAGUUACGCAAAUCUUUUUAUGGCGAAUUGGGAGGAUGAAUAUAUUCAGCCAAUACUGGGUGCGGAUCUGGUGCUCUGGAAGCGGUACAUAGAUGACGUGAUUUUUAUCUGGAGAGGCACGGAUUUGGCGUUGGGUUCCUUCCUGUCUAACAUCAAUCUAAAUGAUCAGAACCUUCAGUUUACAGCUAACCUAAGUAAAACAGGCAUUGAAUUUCUAGAUCUAAAGAUUGAUGUUGAUAGGGACAAACUCAGCUGCAGUACCUAUUAUAAACCUACAGCUAGGAACAAUUUUAUUUUACAUUCAAGCUGCCACCUUCCCAGGUGGCUGCUGAAUGUACCAACAAGCCAAUUCAGACGCCUCAAGAGGAAUUGUACGAAGAACGAGACAUUUGAGAAUGAGGCCGAAAUACUGAGGCAGCAGUUCGUUGAAAAAGAUUACCCUAAUGACUGCAUCGAAAAAGCCUUGAAUAAACUCAAUCAAUAUAUAAGAAGAGUUCGCUUUACAACUUCUACUGGAGAUUCCAUUCACCUUGAUGAGAAAGGAAACUUUCCGGCAAGAUUUGAUCUGGUGAAUUAUGAUGUAUAUGCUAACAGUACUGUGGAGAGACAAACAGUGGGACAUUUCCAUGAAGACAAUGGUCACUAUCAGUUUCCUAUAAAUGACAGUUUCAUCUUUUGGGAUAAAAGAUUUCCCCAGAUACCGCGCUCCGCUUGUAGUGAGAGUUGUCUCCCCGGAUACAGAAAGGUCCCACUGGAAGGAAAACAGAAAUGCUGCUACUAUUGCGUCUCCUGUGCAGAAGGCGAGGUCUCCCACCAGACUGAUAUGGAAGGAUGCUUGAGGUGUCCUGAAGACCAGUGGUCUAAUGAGAGAAGAGACACCUGUAUCCCGCGAUUACUUGACUUCCUCUCAUAUGAAGAUACAUUGGGAUUAUCUCUCAUUAUUAUCAAUCUCUUCUUCUGUUCUGUGACGGUCGUUGUGUUGGGGAUAUUUAUAAAGCACAAGAACACUUUAAUUGUGAAAGCCAAUAACCAGAACCUGAGCUAUAUCCUGCUCCUGUCUCUGCUCUUCUCAUUCCUAUGUCCUCUCUUAUUCAUUGGACGUCCCACAAGGAUGUCAUGUCUGCUCCGACAAGUAGCUUUUGGAAACAUUUUCAGUCUUGCAGUUUCUUCCAUUUUAGCUAAAACAGUCACUGUAGUCUUGGCUUUUCGUGCCAUCCAACCAGGCAGGACACUGAGGCAGUGGUUGGGGAGACGUCUGGCCACAUCAUUACUCAUUACUGGUACAAUAGGAGAGGUUGUGAUCUGUGUCUUCUGGUUGUCUUUCUCUCCACCAUUCCCAGAUUAUAACACUGAGAUAGAGGUUGGAAAGAUAAUAUUACAGUGUAAUGAGGGAUCUGCCAUUGCUUUCUACUUGGUCAUCGGCUACAUUGGAUUUCUGGCCAUGUUGAGCUUUAUUGUAGCCUUCUUGGCCAGGAAACUUCCAGACACCUUCAAUGAGGCUCAGUACAUCACCUUCAGCAUGCUGGUGUUCUGCAGUGUGUGGAUCUCCUUCAUCCCAGCCUAUCUCAGCACCAAGGGGAAGGACAUGGUGGCUGUGGAAAUUUUUGCCAUCACAUCCUCCAGUGCUGGACUUCUGGGCUGUAUCUUCAUUCCCAAAUGUUACAUUAUUCUAAUGAGACCAGGAAACCAUGCAAGAAAAAAAAUCUUCCUUCCUUAUCAAUCAUAUUAUCCACCGGUUGAAACUCCAUCCCACGGUGAAUAUACACUCAUCUAA